Molecule: messenger RNA, 659 nt
Organism: Pelagomonas calceolata
Lineage: Eukaryota; Pelagophyceae; Pelagomonadales; Pelagomonadaceae
Source: the annotation of a GenBank genome assembly
GCAGAGAUGAAGGUCAUUCUGUACCUCGCGGCGGGGGCCGCGGCCUUCUCCUUCGGCGCGAAGAAGGGGGCCAAGUCCGCGCCGAAGCCGUCGGCCGGCCGUCAGGUGGCCAAGGGCGGCCAGACGGCGUCGACCAUCGUCGUGCCCGACACGCUCAAGCCCUUCGCGGGCUUCGGCAACCCCACCAUCGUCGCGCAGCGCGCGGCGGAGCGCGAGGCGAAGAAGGAGGAGACGCUGUCGAAGCUCAUCCCGACGUCCGCGGCGCAGUGUCAGGAGCGUCAGGGUGUUCGCGUAACGUCUCGAUUCGACGCAGGCCGGGCCGCUUCCUCUUCGCGUUCGGCCGGCCGGACGUGCUUGCGGCGCGCCGCGCGGAGCGCUGCGCCAAGUGGGAGUGGAGCGAGGAGUUCCUGAACAAGGCGCGCCCCGACAAGUUCGGCGUCGGCAACUACGGCGCCGGCGACCUCUACGACGACGGCCUGACGCGCCUCGAGCGCAACCAGAUGGUCUCGGGCCGCGAGGGCUUCCUCACGGGCGCCGCGAAGCUGCGCUACCGGCGCAUCACGGGCCAGAUCGAGGACGCCGACGCCUCGGGCCUCUCCGCGGAGAUGCAGAACUCGGCGGGCAAGGGCAACUCCUACAUCGACGUGGAGUACCGCUAG